Petromyzon marinus (sea lamprey) is the source of this 2673-nucleotide messenger RNA. Lineage: Eukaryota; Metazoa; Chordata; Hyperoartia; Petromyzontiformes; Petromyzontidae. The record is from RefSeq and is a predicted model, not a curated record.
AAGCAGUUCAGGGUACUCGCAGGACACCACCCCGCCACCACGACUCACCAACUCACCCCGACGACUCACCACCCCACCAACCCCCUCGUCGACUCACCACGGGACUCACUCACCAAGCAGACACGUGCAUCCUUCCUAGUCCCUGCUGUCGCGGGCCUGGCGUGAUCCGCGCUCCCCGCUUCCAAGGCUGCGCUGGGAAUCCGCCCCACGGCUGGGAUGUCGGGCGUGAUAAUGCACGGAUUCAUUCCGAGGCCGUUCCUCGGCGCAGAGCCUCUAGACCCCAGGGGCGACACGCAGAGUAAGCAGACGCCGCGUGGCGAGGAGGAGAAGGAGGUGAAGGAAGAGGAGGUGGAGGCCGAAGAGGAGAGAGGAUGUGGGUCUGCACCUCACCAUCCGUUUGCUUUUGAAUCUCCACCACCACCGCCGUCGUCACCACCACCCAUUCGCCCUGGUCCACCGCUCUCUUCGCAUGGCCCCCCGAAAGGGGCUCCCCGCGUUCCUAGAGCACCGCAACCAGGCGGAGAGGUCCCGGGGACCAUGAUGGCCUUCCCUGGGGCGUCGCCGAGGCGAAGGCUUGGAGGGCCCUCUGCGGGCCUCCACCACCUGCUGCCUGGACUUGUGGCCGAGGGGGCCGCGCUCAAGGGCUGCAGGCCGGCCUUCGCCUACCCGGGCCUUCACCUCGAGGUGGGGCCUUCGCAGGGACCCUACGGAGGGGCUCUCCCCGCCGCUGCCGCCGCCACCGCUGCUGUUGUUGCUCCGAACGCGGGGGGGCUCUUACUGCCACCGUCGCAACUACAUCAGCACCACCACCAUCAUCGCGCCUACCAUCACCACCAUCAUCUGCACCAUCAUGGGAAUGGGCAUCAGCAGCAGCAUCUGCAUCAUCUGCAACAGCAGCAACAGCAGCAGCAAGGGAAGUUGACCCCGGCCUUGCCCCUCGCAAUGCCCCUGCCGCUGGUGCUGCCCAAGGCCCGUGAAGGUCCGUGUCGCCCAAUGCCUUUCCUCCCAAUAGGGGGAGAGCCCUCCAUCUCUCCGUCCCGUCCCCACCAACAUCACCAACAUCAACAACAGCAUCAACAACAACACGGUCAGAACAAUCGACAAAACAAUCAGCAUCAUCAACAGCAAACUCAGAACCAGACUCAAGCUCAGCAACAACGUCAACACCACCACCAUCACCGGCAACAACAACAGCAGCAGCAACACCAUCAACCACAUCAUCAUCAUCAUCAACCACAACAUCACGUGCAACAAAGGUUCUAUUUCUCUGAAGCGGAGCUGCACGCGGUGCUGUACGGGAGGUUGGGCCCGCGAGGAGGGGUCACGGGGCACGCCAUCUCGGGCCUUCACCUGGGCCUUCCUGCAGGUGUGAGGCCUCAGACUGUGCCACUGGAUCGCGAGUCUCUCAACCUCCCCGAAGGCCUGAGCAUCCUGCACACGUGGCUGGGCGCCGAGGCGCACUACGGGGUGUUCUGCACGCGGGGCCUCGUGGCGCGGGGCACGCGCUUCGGGCCCUACGCGGGCCGCGUCGUCUCGCCCAGCGAGAUCAAGACCCACGACGACAACUCACACAUGUGGGAGAUUUUCGAGGGGGGCCGCUUGAGCCACUUUAUCGACGGGCGCGGCGCGGCGGGCAACUGGAUGUCGCUGGUGAACUGUGCGCGGAGCUCCUCCGAGCAGAACCUCGUGGCGCUGCAGAGCGGCCGAUCCAUCGUGUACGAGGCGAGUCGCGACGUUCCCUCGGGCCGCGAGCUCCUCGUGUGGUACGGCGAAUCCGCCUACCUGCAGUUCCUGGGCAUCCCCGUGGGACUCAGGCUCCCGACGGCCGCGGCCUCGAGUCCCGGAGCGGAGAGCGGCGAAGGCUACCGCUGCGAGCGCUGCGGCAAGGUGUUCGCGUACCGCUACUACCGCGACAAGCACCUCAAGUACACGCGCUGCGUGGACCUCGGCGACCGCAAGUACCCGUGCAACCUGUGCACCCGCUCCUUCGAGAAGCGCGACCGCCUGCGCGUGCACAUCCUGCACGUGCACGAGAAGCACCGGCCGCACAAGUGCACUGUGUGCGGCAAAAGCUUCUCGCAGUCGUCCAGCCUUAACAAGCACAUGCGCGUCCACUCCGGGGAGAGGCCCUACAAGUGCGUCUACUGCAGCAAGGCGUUCACCGCGUCGUCCAUCCUGCGCACACACAUCCGCCAGCACUCGGGCGAGAAGCCCUUCAAGUGCCGUCACUGCGGCAAGGCGUUCGCGUCGCACGCGGCGCACGACAGCCACGUGCGGCGGACGCACGCCAAGGAGAAGGCCAGCCUGGCGUGCGGCGCCUGCGGCAAGGCCUUCGCGCAGCCCUACGAGCUCAAGUUCCACCUCAAGAUACACGCCGGAGGAGGAGGAGGAGGCGAAUCGGCCAGCGGCGCCAUCCUAGAGCAGCCGAGUCCGUCUCCAGACACCGAGGACUCGCUGGCUGGCGAGGGCGGCGCGGCCAUCCGCGGCGACGGUGCCGCCCGCGCGGCCUACAGGCCCUACCCGCCCGUGCCUCCCUCAUCCCGCGGCAGCAGCGACGGCAGCGUGCAGGGCACAGAGCCCUACUGAGGGCGGCGGCGCCGGCGGCGGCGGCGGCGGCAGCUGCGGGUCCCGCGAGCCGACGACCCUGCCCGUCCCGUCCUGGUCGUCGUUCGU